GCGCCAAGCUGGACCCGAAGACUUCACCUCCCCACACCUGCUCCUCCACCCCGACCCCUAAACCACCUUCCGAACACGCAUCUCGGCUCCACAACCCAGGGCUCCUGUUUCUCAGCGAAGAGGAGGAAGAGGAGGAGUAUGUCAGUGAAGCAAGUCUGCCAGCUGCAUUCCAGGAGUUCACAGCCGCCUACAGAGAUGCAGAGACCAUUACUGAUGUCUGUAACAGUACUGAUUUGCCGGAGCUUGAGAUUAUCAGCUUAUUGGAGGAACAGCUGCCAGUCUACAAGCUGAGGGCCGACACCAUCUUCGGCUACGACCAAGAUGAUUGGCUGCACACGCCACUGGUGGACCCGGACUCUUCCCUCGACUUGACUACUGAACAGAUAGAGGAAACUCUCAAAUACUUCUUACUGUGUGCUGACAGAGUGGGCCAGAUGACGAAGACCUACAGUGACAUUGAUGCUGUCACUCGACUACUGGAAGAGAAAGAGCGUGACUUGGAGUUAGCAGCCCGCAUCGGACAGUCACUGCUGAAGAAAAACAAAGCCCUCAGUGAAAGGAACGAACUGCUGGAGGAGCAAGUAGAGCACAUACGAGAGGAGGUAUCUCAGCUGCGUCAUGACUUGUCCAUGAAAGAUGAGCUAUUACAGUUCUAUACCAGUGCUGCCGAGGAAAGUGAGGGGGAGUCUACCACCUCCACACCUGUGCGUCCCAGUGAAACCAAUGUGUCAACUCCAACUUUUUUCCCCCUGGAUUCCUUGCAGAAGAAACUCAAAGACCUGGAGGAAGAAAACAAAUCACUGCGUUGUGAGGCCAGUCAUUUGGAGACAGAAACCAUCUCCUAUGAGGAGAAAGAGCAGCAACUUGUCAAUGACUGUGUCAAAGAACUACGUAAUUCCAACCUGCAGAUUUCUUCUCUGGCUGAAGAGCUGGCCCGGAAGAGUGACGACGUCUCCAGACAGCAGGAGGAGAUCACACAUCUCCUCUCCCAGAUAGUAGAUCUCCAAAAGAAAGCCAAGAUGUAUGCCGUGGAGAACGAGGAGCUGACUCAGCACUUAGGUGCAGCCAAAGACGCCCAGCGACAGCUCACUGCUGAGUUGCGAGAGUUACAAGAUAAAUAUGCAGAGUGCAUGGAGAUGCUUCAUGAGGCUCAGGAGGAGCUGAAGAACCUGAGAAAUAAAACUCUACCAGUCAGCACAUCAAGGCGUUUCCAUUCUCUGGGUCUGUUCCCAAUGGACUCUCUGGCAGCAGAAAUAGAGGGCACCAUGAGGAAGGAACUUCAGAUGGAUGAUCCGGACGUAGAAGAGCAGAGACUGCAACCAAAGCGAGUGUUCCAGACAGUGAAAAACCUGAACCUGAUGCGUCAGCAGCGUUCAUCGCUAGCCCCCUCCCCCCUCAACAUCCCAGGUUCCAAUCAGACAUCGUGCCUCACCUCAGGGCGCUCCAGCAGGGUGGGCACGCCGGGCUUCAACUCCAUAUAUGGUAGCGAGAUGGGAAGCGGGAUCAUCCUGGACAACAGGACUAGCAGUAUCUUAGAGAGUGCAGACGAUGGGUCAGAGGACUCUAACAAGCGGCCCCCUGGUACCCCAGGGACCCCGGGUAGCAGGGAUCUGGAGGCAGCCCUGCGGCGCUUGUCCCUCCGCCGCGACAACUACCUCUCAGAAAAACGCUUCUUCGAGGAGGAGAGGGAGAGAAAGCUGGCUUACAUGGCCAAAGAAGAAGAAAAAGGUGGUGGGGGGAGUAGCGGAGGCCCUGGGACGCCGACGGAGAGCCUGUUGUCACUGUGCUCGCACCCCUCCUUGGGAAGCGCCUGGUCGGGAUACUCGUUCACAGCGAGAUCCUACCUGCCGGAGAAGCUGCAAAUAGUAAAGCCGCUAGAAGGCUCUGCUACUCUCCAUGCAUGGCAGCAGUUGGCUCAGCCCCACAUGGGUGCUUUGCUGGAUCAUCGGCCAGGUGUGGUCACAAAGGGCUUCCGCACUUUAGCACACGACCAGGAACAGGAAGACAGCUGGCAACUGGACCAGCCAGAGGAGGAUGAACUUUCAUGCGACUCAUUCACUGGCUUGUCGGGAGAGGGCUCUGCUUCCACGGAUCUGCCUCGCUCUACCUCUUCUCCCUCCGACUGCUGCAACAAAAAUGGGGACGUCGAUGACUGUAGCCAGUUGGAAACGUUGCAAGGAGAAAUGUGCAGGGAUAGGGAAGCAAAUCAACCAAAAGAUGGACAUGCAAACAUGCCCUAUUCCUUCUCCAGCCCCUCCCCUUCUUCUUCUUCUCCUCCUCUCCCCUCUUCUUCCGAGAUGAACGGACACGUGGACCUCAAGGAGCUCCAGGCCUUACAGACCGCCACAGUGGACCGUAUGCCUGUUAAUUUCCCGGGGAAGUGUAUGUCCCAUACUAGCUCUACAUACACCUUCACCACCUGCAGGAUUCUCCACCCCUCUGAUCAGCUGACCUCUGUGUCCCCAAGCCCAGCUGUAGCCUCUUGUCAGAGCAGUGCUUGCAUCGGCACCCCUACCCCCAUUUGCUCUCCUAUACCCUUCUCUGCCCCGCCUACGCCUUCCUACACCCCCUGCUGUACCCCACGCCGCCUCUCCCUCUCCCUGUCCCUAGCAGAGUCCUCCACCAACCUUAGGGACUCCACCAAGACUACUAGCACUUCUCUGGGCCUGGUGCGCCUCCUGCUGGAGCAUGGGAUUUCUGCCUCAGUGUAUGACCCCCGCAGCUGGGACCGAGGCUUGGAUGCCAGCGGAGCUUCAACACCCGUGGGAGGAGUGCGAGCACUGAGGAGCAGCGUCACACAAGGGGAGACAGAACCCGGACGAUUGGGGAAACCCCCAGACACCCUACUCCUCCAGCCCUCCACCCCGCCCAACUCCCCUCGUUUCAAAUCUGCCUCCUCUACCACCACCUGCCCAGUUUUUCAGUUCAGCCCUUCCAUUGACGACCCGCCAUAUUUCGACACCUUCCUUGCCUCUAAACCAGCUCGUACCAUUCUGAGGGAAGUGCUGGGGGAGGCAGAGCGGGAGCAAGGGGCGCAAGCAGAUGAUGGCAGCCAAACGGAGAUGCUGAAGCUACGACUUGUGGAUAAACUGAAAUGUUUCCACACCCUUCCCCCUCGUGCUGCUUCCGUUUCAUCUGGGAAUACUUUAUUAGCCCCCUUUGGCUCUACUGGACUGGGGAACAGUGCACUGGGUGGGGGGCUUCCAGGUUUAAAUGCAGGGCUGAGGAGGAAUCGAAGCUAUCCUGCCAUGGUAGGGGCCAGUAUGGCUAUGAAGGAUCCAGGAGGCCCCCCCAGCACAGAGAUACUCAUACCACAUACGAUGCAAACCCCACAUACCCAACACACAGUGCCCACACAGGAAAUGGGCAAAAUGCAAACAAAUCACACACUGGCCCCAAAGGCCAUACAUAUACCGCAGACACUACAUGCACUGGAAACAGUCACACCACAGACGAUAAUACAGAGACACACCAGGCCAGACAACGGACUGUGGGAUUCAACAAGCAAAGACCAAAACAGUGAUGGUGAAACUGGGACAUAAUGGGAGAUAUUCAGUGUAUUAGGUCAUAUUACAACACACUAUUUUACAGUAACACACUGUUACACAUGUGCACACAUACACAUUUAUUUAUAAAAUCAAAUACCCCGCAGAACUAAUAUAGACAUCCCUCAACUAUGGAGUAUCCGCAGACCAAACAGCUACACUGAUUAACAAUCCAGUCCACCUACAGACUCGACUAAACAGUAAGUCAUCUUUUCUAACCUGCCCAGACACCAACUGAUUUUAUUUUAAACAAUCAUCAGUCUGAUCAGCAUAAACUAAAUGAAAUGGUGGUGAUUAACCCAGAAGUGGCUGACACUGUUACACUGUGUUAUACUCUUAUACCGUCAGACUUGAUGAUGAUGGAGUAUGUUGCCUACCUGUGUGUUCAUUGUAAUUGUAUAAGUUGUAUAUGCAGUAUACUGUGUCAUAUAUUGUAUAAAAUUUAAAGCCCAUUCUGGCACUGCAGAGCGUUCCCACAAUGCUUUUUUUUUUGUCUCAUUUUCUUUCUCAACCCUGAAUGAGUGCAUUGCUGGCAAAAGACAACACAUGAUUUUUGAAUGUACUAUAUUGGCCCAAAUAUAAGAUUGUUUUUCUCCUGAUUUAUUUAUUAAGAAAUGGGGGUAGUAUAUUCAAGGACUACACAAUUACUCAUUCACAGCAGGCGUUAUUGUUAUUGUGCUGUGUCAUGGGUCGUUUUUAGCCUUGAUGCAGUUCUGUAGAAAGCUUUUUCCCCUUAUUAAUGACCAUCAUAAACACUGAAAAACUGCUGACAGGACGCACAGUAAACAAGGUCUAUUUAGUCUUUGGCUUUUGAAUUAAAUAUUUGAUGUUCGUCUAAACUUUGUCAGUGCACAAAGACUACCAUUUUGUGUGCACAAAGGGGCUAUUUCAUGCGUCAUGUCAUCUCAGUGUUCAGUCUAUGGUACGAGCUGGAGGUGCCAAGGACAGAGAGACAAAUGUAAAUUCCCAUUGUAAAAAUAAAAACAGCCAUAAUAAAGCUGGCUGCUAGUCCUGAACUGGGCUAAAAUAUUACCAGAGCCUUUAUUUAGCUAAAAUGCUGGACCACUUUAAACAUUCUUAUUUUUCGCUGUACUGUAUUUCUAUUUAAAUGUGUAAACAAAUUCAAAUAUGGUUAAUUUGCCUACCUUGGUCAUUGUAGUCUUAUAUUUGGGCCUUUUAAUGGUUUGUGUCUGAAUUGCAUUGCACUGGAGUUAAAUGGAAGUUAAGAUGUUGACACUAGAGAUUAUUGUCCCUGAGUAUAUUAUUGUGAGAUUAUUGUAACCCCCCCCCCCCCCAUUUCUGUAUGAAUCUGUAUUUUCAAAAAGAAUCCAGAUUGUGGCUUUAAAGUGUCAUCUUGCUGUGACUCUUCUUAUGUGCCUAAAACAGCUAACAUACUAUAUCUCAUUGAAGUAUGGGUUUGCAUUUUUAUUUGAUUUGAUUACUUUAUUAUUUUAAUGCAGUAGAGUAAAUGAGAAUAAUUGUGCAAAUUAUUGUAUUUGCAUCUGAACCUCCCCACACAUGCUGAUUUUUGUCUGUGUCUAUUUCUGGCUCUUUGUUUUCGUCUCCUAAUGAGUUUGAGUGAAGCAUCCACCUCAUUUACAAUCCACAGGGACACGUAGCACAUAAACAGUAUUACACACCAGGUCCAGCUAUACAGACACCUGUUAAAACACUGUGACACCAGAAAACGCAACACUGGUUUAGUGCAGUUUUAAUUUGGGAGCAACUCCGUUCUUUCUAUUCUCAUACAGUCUGUAAAGAAGUUUGAGGAGGUUGACAAACAUCCUAUUCCAAUGAAAUGCAGAUGGGAGCUGUAGCAUCAGAAAGUAAAGUCUGCCACAGGCACUACUGCACCACAAGCUUUCACUCAAAACCGAAGUUAACACCCAAAUAAAGAGUGGCUGGGACCACAACAACACCCAAUUGAAGAAUAUCUGUGUAUAAAACAGACUGUAACACAUUCACUUUUUCCCCCUUCAUAAUUCUGGUAUAAACCUGGUUGCUGGAUGAGUUAUUUUGUGAAAUUUAAACAAGGGUGUGGGUGAAAAUAUAGCAAUAUAUGCAUUAUAAAACGUGUGUGUUUCUGAAUGUAACUGUAAAAGGAGUGACUUGAAAUUGCUAAAUGUUGGUUUUAGGAGCUGAAGGUAAGUUUUAGGUAUCACAAGUUCCAGUGUCCACCAUCAGGAACGCCUAUCAGAUGUUUUGUACACUUUCUGUAGUUGGACACUGGGACUGGGCCGCUAACUGCUUGUCUGACUGACAAGAGUGAGUGAGUGAAUGGACAAAAUGGCUGGCUCUGUGGCUGGCAUUUAUCUGUUGAAAUCCUUAAUGAUUAAGGGGUUAAACUAGCAAUGAUAUUGAGUGGGAAAUUAAUAAAUUCAUUAUAUUGAUUAGAUACUUGGAUUAUUACGAGGACACAUACCAUUCAAUGUCCAUUGUACAUGUUUAAGUGAAGGACUUGUAUUUAUAUUUUGAAAUGUCACACUGACAUUUUGAGUCAGUUGCCAAUGAACGUUUUAUGUUAUUAUGGUUAAAUGAUAAAGAUGCUCUGGCUUCAUGUAAACAUUUCAGUUAAUAACAAUGGGUACAGUUAGCGGUCUACAAGCAUACAGUACAUUGAAGCUGCCCCUUAGUUCAUAAUCCUAAAUCAGUUGCACAUUUUGGAGAAAUAAAAAAAAUCAACAGACAUUAAUAGUAUUUUAGAACAAUACCAAGUGCUAAGACUAAAAUGACAAAGAGUUGGCGUGUUUGUGUGUGUGUGCUUGUUUUUUCUGUGUCAACUGAAUUGUCUGAAUGUAAGUUAUUAACAGUACUCCUGCUGUAGGGCCAUAUAUUUGUGUACAGUAUGUUGAUUUAUCCGUUUGUGUUGACCCCAGAAGGGGAAUUAUUAUUACAUUGUAAAUGAAUGCAACAUAUGCUAUUUUUUUUUUAAGAUAACUAUAACAGUAGAACAAAACCAAUGGGAAUUAAGUUGUUUAUUUUUUGUGAACAGGGAAAGAAAUGUUUCUGUUCAGGGACUGAAGUGUUCUAUUCUACAGAACACACUGUACCAUCAAUAAAAAAAUUAAUAAAUAAA
Messenger RNA from Micropterus dolomieu (smallmouth bass), 6621 nucleotides. It is a transcript of the gene trak1a, whose product is annotated as trafficking protein, kinesin binding 1a. The coding region runs from base 435 to 3542 and encodes 1035 amino acids. The transcript has 16 exons. Gene Ontology annotation, biological process: endosome to lysosome transport; neurogenesis; anterograde axonal transport of mitochondrion. Gene Ontology annotation, molecular function: GABA receptor binding. Lineage: Eukaryota; Metazoa; Chordata; Actinopteri; Centrarchiformes; Centrarchidae. The record is from RefSeq and is a predicted model, not a curated record. Gene Ontology annotation, cellular component: dendrite.